This is a messenger RNA of Aspergillus thermomutatus, 1071 nucleotides long. RefSeq lists its product as uncharacterized. NCBI's taxonomy places the organism in Eukaryota, Fungi, Ascomycota, Eurotiomycetes, Eurotiales, Aspergillaceae. The coding region runs from base 1 to 1071 and encodes 356 amino acids. Gene Ontology annotation, biological process: nucleoside metabolic process. The record is from RefSeq and is a predicted model, not a curated record. The transcript has 2 exons. Gene Ontology annotation, molecular function: protein binding; catalytic activity.
AUGCAUGGAUCGCGAUCGCACUAUGAUUAUACCGUGGCAUGGAUCAGCGCGCUGCCGCUGGAGAUGGCCGCUGCGAAACAUAUGUUCGACCAGAUCCACGACAGACUACCACAGCCAUUGACUGCUAUCAACACAUAUACGCUGGGCAUCGUUGCUCAAAUGCGCUCUACCUUCCCUAGAGUCCAAUAUGGGCUGCUGGUGGGGAUCGGGGGAGGCGCGCCUAGCGAGAAAGUUGAUAUACGGCUAGGCGAUGUGGUGGUUAGUAAACCUACACGCACAUACGGCGGAGCAGUACAAUACGACUACGGCAAAACUUUGGCUGGUGGGUGGUUUGAGCAGACUGGCAUGCUCAACAGGCCUCCUGAAAUACUUCUUACCGCGAUGUCGAAGCUACAGGCGGACUUGCACUAUAAUGAGAGACCGAUAUCUAACUCAAUCCUGGAGCGGGCCCAGGUGACUGGAGGAAUUGGCUUCGGUUUCCCCUAUCCAGGCCAAGGUCAUAACCUUUUGUUUGAGUCAACGUAUGCCCAUGUGGGGUCAGACGAUAGAUGCCAGAACUGUGAUGCACUCCACCUGGUUCCCAGAACAGCCCGUGCAUCCAACGAGCCCAAGGUUCACUAUGGUUUAAUCGCAUCCGCAAACCAGGUUAUGAAGGACGGCCCAACACGCGGCAUGCUGGCACGCAAUCUCGAUAUUUUAUGCUUUGAGUAUUGGCCCCCGCGAUGGAAACAGGCGGGUGGUACAGUCCCUUCUUCGUCAAGGGGUGCCGCCAGAUACAAGAAGCCUAGAGGGGAGACUCCUCUUGGGAUGGUAGCAGCCGGUGAGCACGAUUUGAUCAUCAAAGACCUCUUGGCAACAAAUGCGGUAGACGUUGAUGCUGUUUCAAUGACGGGACAGUCACCACUUAUCAAAGCAGUGGAAAGUUACAAUGUUCCUAUUGUACGACUUUUACUGGCAGCAGGUGCGAAUCCGAACCUGGCCAGCAAGGACGGAAAGACAGCAUAUACUUACGCAAAGGAGCGGUCGUAUUUGCGUAUGAUGGCUAUCAUGAGAGGACAUGGAGCUAAGUGA